AGCCUAUGCUAAAUAGGACAACAAACGGCGAUAAUCUUCCUUCAGGCCAUAUGCUGAGACCACCAACGAAAUCAUUCCCAAACGUUUUGGUCUUGAGAGAAAACGAGAUGGAUGAGGAUGGGUGGAGUAGCGAGAGUUCAUUUGAUGAUGAUCUGGUGGCGAUGGAUGAGCAUCGGAGAUAUACUAGCCAUUCCUCGUUGCCACCCGUUGAGGAUUCCGACCAGCUGCAACGAGAUGAGUGGUCUGGUUAGUAUCUUAUAUCAUGUAAUUUUAAUAUAUAUACAUUGACUCACCACACGUGGUGAGAAGCAAUACCUAUUUGCCUGUCUACUGUCUACUAUAAUGGAAAGCCCUCCACACAGCCGCUUAGCUGAAGCCGUAGAGCGACGGUUGAGCGCGCAGCAGUCUCAUGGUCCCUCUCCAGCUGAAAUGGCUGCAGAGCACGCAAAGCGCCAAAAAUUCCGAAGACUGAUAGAUCCUGGUAUCCUGCGACCAAAUCCAGAGCCAGAAGCCGUAGAGUCAAUGAAGAUUCUGUAUAAGCUAUCGGAGAACUUGAUUCGGGAACCUGAAAACCCCAAAUUUCAGCGGUUCAGGACAACAAAUACACAGAUACAGAAACAUAUAAUGACUCUGAAGGGCACAGUAGAAUUCCUUCGAGAACUCGGCUUUCAUCCAGAGGUCGUGGAUUUUCAACCGUACUUCGUUUUCAAUCCGAAGCGUAUGUCAGAUCUCGAGAUUGGGAGUGCGAUGCUGAAGGAGUCGUUGGACCUGCAUGAGGAAAAGAAGGCACGGGCGUCAGUAUCAAAACAAACUGUGCAAGAAGCCAGAGCAGAAGUAAUCGAAAAGGUACAGUUGGCAUUCAUGGAGGAUCGUAGGACCAAAAUGGAACACGACGAAAGGGAAAGGCAAUUAAGAGCAGCUCGCGCAGAGAUUGCAGCACGAAAGGAAGCACGAGAAAGGGCAAACACCGACAUUGAAGAGGACAAUGUUAUUGCUGCUGAUCAGCCACCACCUUAUAACUAGUUUUGCUUACUUACAUAUAUCAUUGCUCAGUUUACUUGAAUACAGAACUCCAAUUUGACACGACAAAA
Molecule: messenger RNA, 1091 nt
Organism: Lentinula edodes (shiitake mushroom)
Lineage: Eukaryota; Fungi; Basidiomycota; Agaricomycetes; Agaricales; Omphalotaceae
Exons: 6
Coding region: 343-1023 (226 amino acids)
Cellular component (GO): cytoplasm
Source: RefSeq, a predicted model, not a curated record